GAUCCCAGUUUCAGGCGACCAGCGUGCAGCGUGUCAGACGAUCGGAGUCGCCUCGAGCGAUGGCUCACGACGAGCCAGCGGGUCAGGUGGCCACCCGGCCGCCGGCCACCGCCGUGCCCUGGAGUCGGUGGCCGCCACCCGCCGCCGCCGCCUCGCACGACCAGUUCUUCAGCGUGGUGAAGAAGGCCCGGCCGGCGCCGGCCGGCUCCGCGGCAGCACCGGCUCGGGCUGGACCGGCGCCGGCCGCGCUAGCGGCGGCCGGCGCCAAGCCGCGACCGAAGCCUCGCGCGGCGCCAGGCACCGUGCCGAGGGUAGCGCUCGACCCGGGCCGGCCACGGCCCGCCCUUGCGGCUCCCAAGCCGCGCAUGUCCUGGGAUCUUGACCUGCUGACCGAGGAGCCGGCCGCCGCUGGCAACUUCGCCCACGAGCUGGAACAGUCGCCGACCUUCGUUCAAGCUGAUUCAGAGGACCGGUCAUCGCUGGGCUUGAUGGCCUCGCACCGGGCCGUGCCGCCGCCUUCGGGCCUCUUUAAGACGGCGGCGCCGCCAGCACGGCCGGCACGAGACGGCCCGCCGAGGAGCGGGCGCGGCGGCAGGGCGGCCGGGCAGCUGAGCGCUCCCCGCAAGUACAAGAAGCAGGCGGCUAACGGCGCUGGCCGGCACGUGGACGCCGUUAGCAUCCUCAAUGCCAAGGCCAUGUGGAUGGGAGCCCGGCAGCCGUUCCACAACGACUUGGGCAAGGUGAAGCAGAAGCAGCGCCGUCGCAAGGAGAAGGUGACGGCGGUCCGCGACGACGGAGGAGCGUCGGUCACCGUGUGGCGGCCGCAGGAGGGCGGCCGCUCCACGGCGGCGCCGCAGCCGGGCCGCCAGUCGGCCGGCGGCGGCGUCUCGGCAGUGAAGGGCGCCGCCCCGCCGCAGAGACGGCCGUCCGGCGGCCCGGCCAGCGACGCCCUGCUUACCAGGGCCGAGGCUAAGCCACUGUUUGAGCACAUUGACGAGGACUGGGCUGUCAUCAAGAAGUCUCUGGAGAAGACGGUUCCUAGCAAGGCGGAGAAAACUGGUGAUGCUAAACGUCUGGCGAAAGCGUCUCCUGAAGUACCAUCCCAGUCGCAAGACAAGAACACCAAGCGCCUCGACGGUUCGUCAAGCGACGAUGACUUUGGUAACGACAUCAACGCUCCGCUGCAGAACUUGGAAAAGCUCCAGCAGCAAAUGAUCAAGACUUUGAUGGACGAAGGCGCGCUCAACGCACUGGAGAAGAGUCGAAAGACGCAGAAGCAGGUGCACUUCAUCAAGAAGCGCAAAAAGAUGAGUGAUUACUGGAAAGGCAAGAUUGGUGGCGGGAAGGGGCCGCUGCCGCUGCGGAUCAAGCGGCCUUACACCGUCCGGCCGCUGACAUCAGACAAUGUGAAGCACAUGGAGGACGCGAUCGCAGCUGUGCUGGCCUGGUCGGACGGGGACGGCGGCUCUGACCGGCCGCCAGAGCCGGCCGCCGGUCCACCACCGCCGCCGUCUCCGUCACAGCGGGCACCCCAGCUGCCGCCGGCUCCGGCUACGGCUCCGGCUCCGGCUCAGACUCAGUCUCAGUCUCAGACUCCGACUCGGACUGCAGUAACUGCUCCGGCACCGGCCGGGCGACAGACGGCGCCUCUGACGGCGGCGGACGCCCGGUUGCAGCAGGUGAAGCACGACCUGGCGGCGCGGCUCCGCAGCGACAUGCUGGAACAGGAGGCGCGCGCGCGCGCAAUCCAGCUGCAGAUGGCCGCGAUGCAGCAGUGUGACGCGUUCCUGGCGGGCGGCGGGUCGCCGGCGCCAGCCAUGCACCGGCCCCUCAUCCGGCUGCGUCAGCGGCGGCGGCCGGGCACGCCACACGUCGUCCGCAUGUCUGAGUCGGCCUACCUGGCCGGCGCCACCUUCACCGACGACUGUCUGGCCGAUGACGAGGAGGAGGACGACGGGCUGGUGCCGCCUGUGAGCGAGCCGGCCCUGCCGCGCACCAUGCCCACCGCUAAGCUGAAGGAGUUUCUCGACUCGGCGCGCGUCUCGCGCUACCGGCGCACCUGCAGCAACGGCCUGCUGUCCUCGCCGGAGAUGGCUGACGACAGUCUGGAGCGGAUGGUGUUUGUGUCGCGGGCGACGCUGACUCCGCGGGCGCCGCUGCUCGACCAGAGCCUGCCUGUCGACCCGACCGCCUGGUACGGAGGGACGCUGUCCCCGGAUGUUGGCUGGUACAUGGGUGCGCCGUCUCCCGCCGGCGCCGGCUGGCAAGGCUGCUGGCGCAGCCUGGACCAGUCGCUGUCGGUGGCGGUGACCGGACACUCCUCACCUCGGUCUGCUACCGAUCAGGCGUCGCCGACGAGGCGGCCCGGCCAGCUAUCGGCGUCGUCGGUGUACCACGAGAUCCGGCUGCACAUGGUGGCGGCCGGCCAGUUUCGCUGCCUCGGCUGCCCCAUGCAGCUCGAGAUGAGCGGCGAGCCUGAUCUGCUGGACGGUCUGCUGGAUCACUAUCUGAGGCACGUGGACGGUGCAGGCCGGCUGCACGCUGCCCGUCCCUUCGGCGACCACUCACGCUGCCAGUACUGCGGCCGUGACUUCACCGACCCGGCCUCGUACGGCGUGCACGAGGUGCGGUGUCGCGCGCUGACAUUCACCUGCGGCACAUGUGGCGGCCGGUUCGAGUCUGGUGAGCUGCUCAAGUGGCACGAGCUGGAGCACCUGCGGGCUGCCGACGGCAAGUACUGCUGCGACCACUGCGACUCUAAGUUUGUCAAGCGCGAGCAGUUGCUCGGCCACCGGCGCUUCCACUUCAAGGACAAGAACGUCGAGUGUCCCAAGUGCGGCAAGAAGUUCAUGACCACCGGUAUGCUGACAAUGCAUAACAAGUGGAAGCACUCGCAGGGGCCGUGCCGUUUCUGCGGCCGGCCGUUCACAUCGGCCACCGCGCGCCAAGCGCACGAGGAGCACAUGCACCUGAAGCACAUGAUGCACAUGUGUGACGUGUGCCACUUCCGCGUGAUGGCCGCCUCGCAGCUGCGCGUGCACAAGCGCACCCACUCGGCCGAGACACCGCACCGCUGCCCGGACUGCGAGCAGGCGUUCGUCUCCAAGAACGUGUUGCGCAAGCACCGGGCGCAGCAGCACGCGGAAGAACUGCCCCCGGCGACGGUGGACGGCGGUGCGGCGUCGGACGAGCCGUCGGCCUCCCAGAGCGGCGGCGAGGACCAGCUGACCCUAUCCGACCUGGACACGACCAGCGACGAGGACGAGCGACGCGACCAGCUCGACAUUGAGGCCAAGGAGGCGCUCUUUAAGAAGAAAGACAAGAACACGUUCUCCAUCUGGAGCUGCCCCGUCUGCAAGGCGUUCUUCACCAAGCUGUGGGGUGUGCGCGCGCACAUCACGCUGAAACACCCGGGCGCCAGCGUGCGGCCCGUGCUGCAUGACGACAAGGACACUUCGGCCGCCAACGGCCAAGCGUGA
Molecule: messenger RNA, 3479 nt
Organism: Pollicipes pollicipes
Lineage: Eukaryota; Metazoa; Arthropoda; Thecostraca; Pollicipedomorpha; Pollicipedidae
Product: treacle protein
Exons: 6
Coding region: 60-3479 (1139 amino acids)
Biological process (GO): regulation of transcription by RNA polymerase II
Cellular component (GO): nucleus
Molecular function (GO): RNA polymerase II transcription regulatory region sequence-specific DNA binding; DNA-binding transcription factor activity, RNA polymerase II-specific
Source: RefSeq, a predicted model, not a curated record